AUGUCGGAUGCUACCGUCUCCUCCUACUUCUCCAACCUCUUCUCCUCGCAGUCGAGCCGAAAUGCCCUCUUCCUCGGCUCGAUUGCCAUUGGCUCCUCGCUAGCCACCGCCGCCGCCAUCUUUGGCACCCAGCGCCUCUCGCGCAGAAAGAAGCGCAAGGACCUCGGAGACACGAUCCGCAACGCCGCCACAAGCGCAAACGAGCGCCGCCUCGACCCCAACUUUGCCCACCCCAGGGACGAGUCGUCCUCGACCACCACCGAUGCCGGCACCCCGCGCUACCUCGCCGGCCUCUCUGCCGGACAGCUCCGCCCCUCGUCCGGCCUGCGCCACUCGCACAGCUUCAACACCUCGGCCUCGGUCCCGCCCAUCCUCACCCCCUCCCGCAAGCAGACGGCCGGCUCCUCUUUCAACGAGCCCCCAGAGUGGGACGAGAGCCUGAUCCGCGAGCAGCUCUCGCGCAACUACAGCUUCCUCGGCGACCAGGGCAUGGAACACAUCCGCAACUCGUUUGUCAUUGUCGUCGGCGCCGGCGGCGUCGGCAGCUGGGCAGCCCUCAUGCUCCUCCGCUCCGGCGUCGGCAAGCUCCGCCUCAUCGACUUUGACCAGGUCAGCCUCUCGUCGCUCAACCGCCACGCCUGCGCCAACCUCGCCGACGUCGGCCGCCCAAAGGUCGUCUGCUGCGCCGAAAAGUUUGCCCAGAUCGCGCCCUGGGCCACCCUCGAGGCGUGGGUCGAGCUCUUCCGCGGCGACGAGGCCGAGAGGCUGCUCGGAGGCAACCCCACCUACGUCAUCGACGCCAUCGACAACAUCGACACCAAGGUCGAGCUGCUGCGCUACUGCGCGGAAAACAAAAUCAAGGUCAUCUCGUCGAUGGGCGCCGGCGCCAAGUCGGACCCCUCGCGCAUCCAGAUCAGCGACAUCUCGACCACCAGCGAGGACCCGCUGGCCAGGUCCGUCAGGCGCAGGCUGAGGGCGCUCGGCAUCCCGCCCCUUCCGCCCAAGGAGGCGGACGAGGAGCGUGCCGACGCAAAGGCGAGUGACGACGCGGGCGGCAAGAAGGCCAAGCCCGGCAAGGCGGCCCAGAAUCUGGCGCCCGCCCAGAUUGACCUGGACAGGACUCCCGUCAGGGGCGCCGCUGCUGGCGGACCCAGCGGCAGCGCCAGUGGCAGCGAUGCGGAGAGGGAGGCGCCCGGCUCGCCCAACCGCCUCCUCGGCUCCAACGGCGCCGGCAAGUCGAGGACGCCGCUUGUGCCCUCGCCGCUUGGCGGGUCGCCCAUGCAGUCGCCUCGCAUCCCUCCCGCCGCCGUCGCGCCGAUGCCCAACGUCCGCAAGGCGCAUUCCCGCCGGGCCUCGUCGGUGUCGUCGUUUGGCUCGGGCGCCUACGCCACGCCGCUGACGACGCCGUCUGACGAAAUGGCGGCGCUGCUGCCUGCGGAUCAGCAGGAAGGCUGGGCUCCCCUCGAUGGCGACGACAAGGAGCGGUCCGCCGAAGACGCCAGGCCAUUCACGCUGGACGGGUCGGCGCAGGCGCAGGACGAGGCCAAUGGCGUCGACGAUGCCAAGGCCGAGGAGGCAGAAGUCGAGGCGCAGACAAAGGCGGACGCCGUUCGGUCCAAGGCCGAGGUGCCCGAGGACGUUUUCGUUGACGACGACGGAUUGGGGCCCAAGGUGGCUCCAUUGCAACAGCCCGUGAUCGAGAAGCCGCUAGGGGGCAGCGGAGCGCCUCGGAUGGGGCGGCACGCUUCGCGCACAUCGGACCUGGAAGAGAUGACGCCCGGGUCCACGACGUCCUCGCCCGCAGUCUCUCGCUCCACCUCGUACCGCAACUCCUCUGCGGCGGCGGCCGCGGCGGCGGCAGCGACAACGAAGACAACGACGACAACGACGGCUGCCGCUGCUGCUGCGGAAAUUGACCUGAGCGGCCCGCCUCCAGAGCCGAGCUUCUUCAUUCCGUGCGUCUACUCGACGGAAAAGUCGGACACGCGGCUGCUGCCGCUGGACGAGGACGAGUUCCAAAAGGGCAGCGUCGACGAGCUGGCGGCGCUCGAGGACUUCCGCGUGCGCAUCCUGCCCGUCCUCGGCCCGCUGCCCGCCAUGUUUGGGUUGGCGGUGGCGACGUACAUCAUCUGCGAGCUGGCCGGCCACAAGAUGGAGCCGCUGGCGUUCAAGGGCCGUCGCAAGCUAUACGAAAAGGUGGCGAGCGACCUGCGCGUGUCGGAAUCGCGAUACCGCGUACCGGGCAGCAGCAGCAGCAGCAGCACGACGAGUACCACCAACGGCGCGGGCGGCUCGACAUCGGGUCCGCACCUCGGCAUCCCCUUCAACGUCAACGACGUGUGCUACCUGUUCGAGGAAGUGUUUCGCGGGCGCUCCGUCGUCCCGCCGUUUGAUUCGCUAUCGCAGGCGCAGCUGGAGCGGUGGGACUCGACGCUGCCGCUGUCGUACAGCAACGUGGCGCUGUUUAGCCGCGCCCAGGCCAAGAUCCACGAGCGCGAGGUGCUCAAAAAGGGCCGCAGCCCCAUCGAGGUGUGGGGCAGCGAGACGGCGCGCAUGGUCAAGCGCCGCAUGGCUGAGCAGAGGGUCAGUGGCUUCUUUAGAUAG
This is a messenger RNA of Pseudozyma flocculosa PF-1, 2604 nucleotides long. RefSeq lists its product as uncharacterized. Gene Ontology annotation, biological process: cyclic threonylcarbamoyladenosine biosynthetic process. The record is from RefSeq and is a predicted model, not a curated record. The transcript is spliced from 2 exons. NCBI's taxonomy places the organism in Eukaryota, Fungi, Basidiomycota, Ustilaginomycetes, Ustilaginales, Ustilaginaceae. Gene Ontology annotation, cellular component: mitochondrial outer membrane. The coding region runs from base 1 to 2604 and encodes 867 amino acids. Gene Ontology annotation, molecular function: tRNA threonylcarbamoyladenosine dehydratase activity; ubiquitin-like modifier activating enzyme activity.